Gongylonema pulchrum is the source of this 951-nucleotide messenger RNA. The record is from the annotation of a GenBank genome assembly. Lineage: Eukaryota; Metazoa; Nematoda; Chromadorea; Rhabditida; Gongylonematidae.
CGUUGUCAAAUUGGUACAUGUCAUAAUCCACGACGUAAAGUGAAGCCCACACGACCAAUGCCUGCAAAAUGGAAAAUGAUCACAACUGAACAGAAGCAAUUCCUAAUGCAUCAGAUGCUCAUCCCGGAUGAUAUUUUGAAAUGCUGUCCAGCCUGCCAUAAAAAAAUCUCCAAACAGUUGGAUAUGCUUCUUGGUGGCGAACUGGAUGAACAAAUGGCUGUUUGGCAGCGUUCUUCGGUGGUCCUGUGGAGUAGUGAUGAUGUGGAAGCGCUGCGCUCCACUGUCACUCUGUUAGGUACCGAUGAUUGGCAAGCUGUGGCGGAGAAAUUAAGUCGCAAAUAUAAUGCCGAACAAUGUCGUGAGCAACAUGAGAAAAUGCAAGCAGUCGAUGGCUGCCACAAAAAGGAGGCCGAAAGCGAGGAGGACGAUAUGAGCGACGACGAUCGAGAGAUGCCACGAACACUUACAGCUGAAGCGAAAAUCGAAGUUGACCCAAGUGGUGAAAGCAGUGCAACACUGAGCGCAGAUGAGACGGCUAACCAAGAGGAAUGUGCAGUUCUAUCACCGGCUGUUGUGAAGUCUCCAUCGACGCAUUUGUACAAACCACGAUUUCGUGGUACUUCACAGCCUGCUUCUGAAGUUGCUACAUCACCAUUUGAUGCUACCGCACGUGUAAAGAAGGAACCCGAUGUUCUGUCAUCACCGUUAACGCAGCAAAGAUCCGAUGCCAGUGCUUCCUCAACAUCCGAUCACGGUGAUGUUCCGGUGACCCCCGUCCAUGCAACAGCUGCACCUGUAGCAGUAGCUGCUGGUGCAGGAAGUGCUCUACUUGCAACACUUACUGCAUCAACACCCGAUUCAACGCCAACACCGGUAAAUGCUUUUUUUUUUUGUUGUAUAUGUACUAAAAUGACCAAGAAACAAUUCAAACGAUAUCUGAUGCUUUUAUAA